UGCCAGCUCCAAACUCAAGCAGUUUCUCCGACAACCAGCGACUCACAAAUCAACCAUGGGUAAGGUUCACGGUUCACUUGCUCGUGCCGGUAAGGUUAGGGGUCAAACUCCCAAGGUAGCAAAGCAGGACAAAAAGAAGAAGCCCAGAGGACGUGCACACAAGCGUAUGCAAUACAACCGCAGAUUCGUCACUGCUGUUGUUGGCUUCGGAAAGAAGAGAGGGCCAAACUCUUCUGAGAAGUAGAUGAGGACAUCAGUUACUUUAGGUUGAGAAGUUGCUCGUUUAAAAGUUUUCACCUUUGUUAUGUUUAUAAAUUUUGUUUCUCAGACCUCACAAUGAGAGAAGACUAGUUUACUUACUGGUAUUUGUAGGAUGGAUGAGUACGUUCUGUUUUGCAAGAAUUAAUUGAAUACAUGGUUUGAAUUUUUUAUGGUAUUCGCAGUUUGGAUGGCCA
This is a messenger RNA of Lycium ferocissimum, 455 nucleotides long. Its product is annotated as small ribosomal subunit protein eS30z/eS30y/eS30x. Gene Ontology annotation, biological process: translation. Gene Ontology annotation, molecular function: structural constituent of ribosome. The record is from RefSeq and is a predicted model, not a curated record. NCBI's taxonomy places the organism in Eukaryota, Viridiplantae, Streptophyta, Magnoliopsida, Solanales, Solanaceae. Gene Ontology annotation, cellular component: cytosolic small ribosomal subunit; ribosome. The coding region runs from base 56 to 244 and encodes 62 amino acids. The transcript is spliced from 3 exons.